Molecule: messenger RNA, 1701 nt
Organism: Kalmanozyma brasiliensis GHG001
Lineage: Eukaryota; Fungi; Basidiomycota; Ustilaginomycetes; Ustilaginales
Product: FAD linked oxidase, N-terminal
Exons: 1
Coding region: 1-1701 (566 amino acids)
Cellular component (GO): mitochondrion
Molecular function (GO): catalytic activity; FAD binding
Source: RefSeq, a predicted model, not a curated record
AUGCUCAGCGCGACACCAAGAGCUCGCGCCGCAGGGCGCACUGUCGCCAAGCUGCUCCGAUCAGCCGAGGCAACCUCCCUUCGGCCGGCACAGUCAGCAUUCUCACGCUCCAUCGGCACCUCCUCCUCUGCUCUUCGCUCGUCUAACGCCGCACCUGCUCGACUCUCGCUUCCACGGCUCGGAGGUCUCUCGACUCGCCGCGGCCUGGCCACCGUCGCUCGUGACGAUCAAUUCGCCAACAUCACUGCGGCCGACGUCGAGGCAUUCGCCAAGAUCCUCACCUCCCCAUCGCAGAUUCUCACAACAAUCAAGCCUGACUCGGGCUCUUCCGCCUCGUAUCAGGCCGUCGACCCCAGCGAGCUCGACACCUUCAACAAUGACUGGAUGAACAAGUACCACGGCAAGUCGCAGCUCGUGCUCAAGCCAAAGACCACGCAGGAGGUCUCAGAGGUGAUGAAGUACUGCCACAGCAAGAAUAUCGCCGUCGUACCGCAGGGCGGAAACACAGGUCUCGUCGGAGGUGGUGUGCCCGUCUUUGACGAGGUCAUCAUCCAGCUCGGCGGACUCAACCAGAUUCGAUCGUUCGACGAGGUGGCCGGCACUCUUGUCUGCGAUGCCGGCUGCAUCCUCGAGAGCCUCGACAACCACAUCGGCGAAAAGGGCUACAUGAUGCCGCUCGAUCUCGGUGCCAAGGGCUCCUGCCACAUUGGAGGAAAUGUCGCGACUAACGCAGGCGGGCUUCGUUUCCUGCGCUACGGCAGCUUGCACGGAAACGUCCUUGGUCUCGAAGUCGUGCUUCCCGAUGGCACCAUCAUGGACAACCUCUCGACGCUUCGCAAGGAUAACACCGGCUUCGACCUCAAGCAACUCUUCAUUGGCUCCGAAGGCACCAUCGGCCUCAUCACCGGUGUGUCCAUCGUCACUCCUCGCCGUCCCUCGGCAAUGAACGUUGCCGUCUUUGCGCUCGACUCAUACGAAGCAGUGCAAACUGUCUUUGGCCAAGUCAAGAAGCACUGUGGCGAGAUCCUGUCAGCUUUCGAGUUCUUUGACCAAACCUCGUUCGACGUCGUCCAGAAGCACGCCACCGCACAUGUCCGCGACCCCUUCGAGGCGCGUCACCCGUUCUACGUGCUCAUCGAGACGAGCGGCUCCAACAAGGACCACGAUGACGAGAAGCUCCAGGUGCUGCUCGAACACCUCAUGGAAGAAGGCAUGAUUGAGGACGGCGUACUGGCCCAGGACGAGACGCAGCUGCAGGGUCUCUGGGCUUUGAGGGAAAGCAUUCCCGAGGCGGCGGGCAAGAUGGGCAAAGUGUUCAAGUACGACCUCUCGAUGCCGAUCAACAAGAUGUACGAGCUGGUGCUCGACAUGCGCAAGCGCUUUGACGAGCACGGUGUCCACGGCGACGGCAAGGAUGUCGGCGCCGUCUGCGGCUAUGGGCACAUUGGAGAUGGAAAUUUGCACAUCAACAUCGUAGCCAAGUCGUACGACGAGAAGAUCGAGAAGAUCAUCGAGCCGUAUAUUUACGAGUGGACGAGCAAGGUCAAGGGCUCGGUCAGCGCAGAGCACGGAUUGGGCUUGAUGAAGGCCACCAAGAUCGGAUACUCAAAGACGCCCGAGAGCGUCGAGUACAUGAAGAAGAUCAAACACCUCUUCGAUCCAAAGGGCAUCUUGAACCCGUACAAGUACAUUCAGGUGUAG